AUGCAGCCAACUGCGUAUGAGGCAGCCACAUCUAGCAAAGGACACUUAAACUUCAGCCCCAAAGACAAGAGGUCGUGGUUGGCUUGUUCCUUCGCUAAAUGCUGUUUUGGGUGGAAGGGGAGGAGAGGGCAUCUAGCAAGAGACACUUAA
Messenger RNA from Laccaria bicolor S238N-H82, 150 nucleotides. RefSeq lists its product as uncharacterized. Lineage: Eukaryota; Fungi; Basidiomycota; Agaricomycetes; Agaricales; Hydnangiaceae. The coding region runs from base 1 to 150 and encodes 49 amino acids. The transcript is spliced from 3 exons. The record is from RefSeq and is a predicted model, not a curated record.